AGUAAAGCGGUAAUAUAAACUCGGAAAGAAGAGCUUCCGGCGAUCUCGCCGCGGCAACGCUAGUUUGAAGUCUCCUUUCCCUCCCAACCGCUAUCUGCCUCUUCCCGGGGCUUCCAUCCGCCGUCCGAUCUGGGAUUGGACGGUUCUGUGUCUGAGCGAAGCCGCCGAACUAGCGACCGCCCUGCAGUUUUCUUUUUUCUCUCCGGAGUGCCACUGGAAGACGCGGGAGUUGUUUUUCCGCGUCACUCUCAUCUUCUUCGUAGAGAAAGCCAGAGAUCGUACUUCUUGAGUGUGAAGGCAGGGGGAUGGAUCGGCUGAGGAGCGGGAGUCCGAUGCACACCAGGCAGCGGAGCGGUGGGUCGAGCAGCACGGGGUCGUCGUCGCCGUCCAUGUCGCCGGCGCAUUACCAGACUAGAACCGGAUCGAUCGGGUUAUCCAACAUCAAGAAGACCCAGAACGUCGCGGCGAGGGCUGCAGCGCAGCGGCUGGCGCAGGUGAUGGCGUCGCAGACAACCGGAGAUGAUGAUGAUGAUGAAGAGGAGGAGGAUCUAACUUUCCGGUACAAUGCGACAUCGUUCGCUGCCUCCGCCGUCGGAAGUAAUGGCGCGGCCAGAAAACUGACUGCUAGAUUUCCGUCUCCCGCGUUAGGUCGGAACAUUAUAGAACAGACUCCAUCUGUUCGUUCUACAUCUGCUGGCCGGCCUUCAAUAUCCUCUCGCCCAACAACAAUGGUGCCACCUGCUAGGCCCAUGCUUAAGACGCCAACUGCAGUUCCACCAUUAGAACCUCCUGUUGACAGGAGAAAUGAUAAAAGAUUUACAGCAGAUGCAGGACAAUCAAACUCAAGGGUUGAAGCAAAUCAACCUGGUGCUUCUGCUCUUCGGGAUGAGCUUGAUAUGCUUCAAGAAGAGAAUGAAAAUAUUCUGGAUAAGCUCCGGCAUGCUGAAGAGAGAUGUCAAGAAGCAGAAGCCAGAGCCAGGGAGUUGGAGAAACAGGUUGCUGCCUUGGGAGAAGGUGUAUCAUUAGAGGCUCGAUUACUGAGCAGAAAAGAGGCUGCACUGCGAGAAAGAGAGGCUGCUCUGAAAGCUACAAAGCACACUAAGGAUGCAAAAGAUGAGGAGAUCAUGGCUCUUCGGUCAGAUGUCAAGGCUGCAAAAAAAGAUGCAGCAAUAGCUGAAGGACAACUUCCAGCAGCAGAAGCAGAGGUGAAGUCUCUCCGGAUGAUGACAAGGAGGAUGGUUUUGACUCAGGAAGAGAUGGAAGAGAUUGUUCUUAAGAGAUGCUGGCUUUCUCGUUAUUGGAGUUUAGCUGUCAAAUAUGGUAUCCAUGCAGAGGUUGCAGGUCGAAAGCAUGAGCAUUGGUCUUCACUAGCUCCUCUUCCUUUUGAGGUUGUCCUUUCCGCUGGUCAAAAGGCCAAAGAAGAUUCUUGGAGUCAAGGUAAUGAUGACCCAGAGAAGAGAGCCAAGCGGGUGCGAGAUUUGAAUGAUCUUACUGGAGAAGGCAACAUAGAGAGCAUGCUCUAUGUCGACAAGGCAUUGCAGGAACUAGCUUCUUUGAAGGUAGAGGAUGCUGUUGCACUUGAACUGGCUCAGCAUAGGAGGCCAAGCUUGACUAAGAUGGGCAUUCACGCACUUUCAGAGCUCAGCCAAGAUGAGACUGAGGAUGUGCUUUUCAAACAGGCCUGGUUAACGUACAUGUGGAGGAGGGCAAAGACACAUGGUGUUGAGGCAGAUAUUGCUGAUGACAGGCUGCAGCUCUGGAUUAGUCGAAGCGGACAGUCGCCAACCUUGCAUGAUGCUGUGGAUGUGGAGCGCGGUCUGAUGGAAUUGCGGGAGCUGGGCAUUGAAACACUGCUGUGGGAGGCAUCUCCCAAGGAAUCUGAUCUAUCCUCUGGUGCUCAAGUUGGUGCCGAUGCAGAAGUUGCUGCUUGAUGGUUUGAUCAAUCCAAUAUACAGAACUCUCUCUCUCUUCCAUUCAUUUACAUGACCAUAUCAGUGAUCUACUUGUUCAUCUGUUCCAUUCAUAUCAGUAUGUGUUGUUUCUAGUGUGCUUCAAUUCCAGGUUAUAGUAAGAGCAUGUACCAACAGUUCUUCGUACUUUUCAAGAGCGGCUUCUAAGUUUUGUAACGCAUUGCCUCCAAAAGGUCUUCAAUUAUGUUUC
Nymphaea colorata (pocket water lily) is the source of this 2160-nucleotide messenger RNA. Its product is annotated as coiled-coil domain-containing protein SCD2-like. The transcript has 16 exons. The coding region runs from base 306 to 1931 and encodes 541 amino acids. NCBI's taxonomy places the organism in Eukaryota, Viridiplantae, Streptophyta, Magnoliopsida, Nymphaeales, Nymphaeaceae. Gene Ontology annotation, biological process: cytokinesis by cell plate formation. The record is from RefSeq and is a predicted model, not a curated record.